CAGCUUUUAUUUAUUUACUCCAGCAGUUUCUGACUAGUAGAAGAAAGAAUUUUACGCAAUUUGUUUACAUUGGCUUCAUUAGACAGCUACCUUGUUCUAAAACUGCUGUAGAAAUUUCUAUUUCUACGCAAUUUUUUGAAUGUAGGAUUCCGGGAUUCUGUUAACAAUUUGUAAACAUCAAGAUGAAAAAUUCAGCAGGGAAACACAGUCAGUUUCUUGAAGGAGAAGAAGAUAACAGCAAUGAAACUGUGUUGAUUCAUGUGGUUCCUGAAAAUAAAUCAAGGUGGAAUCAUAUAGAAGACCUGGAUUCAUUUUUUUCACGUGUUUACUUUUAUCAUCAGCAACAUGGAUUUCUCUGUAUGAUGUUACAGGAGUGCUUCGAACUUUUACAGUUUGCAUUCAUAGUGGGGUUUUCUUCGUUUUUGCUGCAAUGUGUGAACUACAAAAUUUUAUUCAGGGAUGAGUUUACAGUCAACAGCACAUCAAAAAUAACUUUAUCAGAUGUGGUUGAAAGCCCAGGGGAAUGUGUGUCUUCUUUCAGUCUAACAAUGUGGAUUUGUAUUUUUAUUGCAUUGUUCUGCUGGAUAUUACGACUUAUUGGUGUUAUCUACCAUUUUUUUCAAUAUUCUGAAAUUCGUUAUUUUUAUCAAUCAGCUCUACAAAUUGGUGACCAAGAUCUCGAAAACUUAACUUGGCACGAAGUUCAACAGAGAGUAAGAAAAGCUCAGCAGGAGUACCAGAUGUGUAUUCAUAAAGCCGAGCUAACGGAACUUGAUAUCUAUCAUCGAAUACUAAGGUUUAAGAAUUACUUUGUCGCAAUGGUCAACAAGUCCAUCCUCCCACUAAAGUUUAAGGCGCCACUUGUUGGAGAAACAUUAUUUCUUAGUCGAGGACUGAAGUAUAAUAUUGAAUUUCUUCUAUUCUGGGGUCCUUGGGCUCCUUUUGACAACAGUUGGCAUUUGCGUGAAGAGUACAAAAGUGUUAACCAGCGAAGAGAGUUGGCCAAAGAUUUAUCAAAAGUAAUUGGAUAUAUAGGCAUCCUUAAUUUCGUGUUGGCUCCGUUGGUAUUGCUAUGGCAACUACUCUAUGCUUUCUUCAAUUACGCCGAAGUUGUGAAAAGAGAGCCCGGAAGCCUUGGCGCUCGCAGGUGGUCACUUUAUGGGAGAUUAUAUUUGCGGCAUUUCAAUGAACUAGAUCACGAGUUACAAGCCCGUCUAAGUAGAGCUUAUCGACCGGCUACUCAUUACCUUUCUGGCUUUUCUUCUAACUUGGUAGCUAUCUUUGCGCGGAAUUUCGCUUUCUUGGCGGGUGCCAUUUUGGCAGUUUUAGUUCUGUUGACUGUUUACGAUGAAGACGUUAUUACGGUGGAGCAUGUGCUCACCAUAAUGACCGUUCUUGGUGCCGUGGUUGCGGGAUGUCGAGUUUUGAUUCCCGAAGAAAAUAUUGUAUGGUGUCCCGAAAGCCUUAUGGAGACUAUUUUAACCCAAGUUCACUACUUACCCGCUGAAUGGAAAGAUAAGGCCCAUACACACGAGGUACGCUUAGGUCUAUCGAGGUUGUUCCAAUACAAAGCUGUGUAUCUUCUUGAGGAGCUCAUAUCUCCCAUAGUUACACCAUUCAUUCUAUAUUUUGGGCUUCGACCUAAAGCCCAGGAGAUAGUCGACUUUUUGCGACAAUUUACGGUAGAGGUUGUUGGGGUCGGCGAUGUUUGUUCAUUUGCUCAAUUGGAUCUACACAAGCAUGGACAGGCAAAGUGGCAUGCUUGUUUAAGUCAGACAUCGGAUGAAAGAAGAAAUUCAUUUCAAGAAUCUCUGCCAGUUGUUGAAAAUGAUAUAGAAGCGGAAGAUGGGAAAAUUGAACUAUCUCUUAUACAUUUCGCCCUGACUAAUCCUGAAUGGCGUCCUCCUGAAGCGGCCGAAGAAUUUUUAACAGCAUUGAGAAGUUUAGUUCAAAAUGAGCUUAUUGAAAAUCCCUUAAUUCAGCGUAGCAUGUUAUCACCAAAUAGAGGCAUUCCUUCAAUUGUACACAGCUUAGCGAGAUCUUGCAGCUUAGUUCCCACUUCGAAUGAAACUUUGCGAUCAAAAAAUUAUUCAUUGAUUGGACGCGGAAUUUCUAAACACGAAGGUCCGUUAGGUUCUCGUGCCAUCAUUGAAAACAGUUCUUACAUCGGAGGUUGUGGUGUCAACGAUGCUUCUUAUUCGGAUUCGGGAUUGGAAGGAUUAGCUGUUGCCGAACCGGUUGCUGCCAAUAUGGCUCUUUCCACUCUAUUGCUUCGAGAUAUCCAGAACCAAUACAGACGAAGUCAACCAGUCCGAAAUACACAACUUGGGGGAAUGCCUGGAAUACGAGAAUCCCCGGAUGAAGAUAUCAAUGCUGACCCUGUUGAAGUUGCGUCAGCAGCUUUCUCUGCUGCAGUAACAAGUCUAUCUUCCCGCAGUCGUACACUGAAUUCGAAAUGAUUGUGCAUUAUAUACUUUGUUCGUUUACAUAAAAUAUUCUUAUCGUUUCA
Molecule: messenger RNA, 2509 nt
Organism: Daphnia pulicaria
Lineage: Eukaryota; Metazoa; Arthropoda; Branchiopoda; Diplostraca; Daphniidae
Gene: Atg9
Product: autophagy-related protein 9A-like
Exons: 13
Coding region: 183-2459 (758 amino acids)
Biological process (GO): autophagy of mitochondrion; protein localization to phagophore assembly site
Cellular component (GO): autophagosome; phagophore assembly site
Source: RefSeq, a predicted model, not a curated record